AAAAUUAUCAAUGGUCUCGAAAUUAUAAUUAGCCGAAAUUGCCAGAUGUCCAUCUUCAUGUAAUAGUAGUGGGAUUUCUACCGCAUCCACUUCAUCGGCAACAAAGAACGCGAACGCGAUAUCUGCCAUUGCUAGACGAGGCGAGCAGGCUAGUCAACCAAGAAGUGUCCGACUUUUUGACUCCUCCCCCGGCUGCAAUCGGCUACUCUCGCCUGUUUUCGAGGCGAGCCGAAAGUCAUCUCAAACAAGCAGCGCAAAAUGAGAGAGCGUAGUUGGAAUCUUUAAGGUAGAGACACCGCUAGGCUAUAUGCAACGGUCUCGGUCUAGGCAACUUCAUGGAAAUACGAUGGUUAUAUUGCACAUGAUUUCUCAUGACUGGAAAACAAAUCGAGCUUUCCACUUUAGUAACCUUUUGAAGUGACGGAACCUAAGCUUUCUGGGAGUUUAGUUCUAAUUCCAUUUUCAAGUAACUUCAGUCUGGAAAUACAAUUUUGGGCACAGGUAUCAAAAAAAAACCUAAGAGCACGCGAUGGACGACGGACAGUGCUACUACAACGAAACGAUCGCCUUCUUUUACAACAACAGCGGCAAGCACCUGGCCACGGAAUGGAAUACAAUCAGCCGGCUGGUGAUGGGACUGGGCAUCACCGUGUGCAUCUUCAUCAUGCUGGCCAACCUGCUGGUAAUGGUGGCCAUCUACAUCAACCGGCGCUUCCACUUCCCCAUUUACUACCUGAUGGCGAACCUGGCGGCGGCGGACUUCUUCGCGGGCCUGGCCUACUUCUACCUGAUGUUCAACACGGGCCCCAACACGCGCAGGCUGUCGGUGAGCACCUGGCUCCUGCGGCAGGGCCUCAUCGACACCAGCCUGACCGCCUCGGUGGCCAACCUGCUGGCCAUCGCCAUCGAGCGCCACAUCACCGUCUUCCGCAUGCAGCUGCACACGCGCAUGAGCAACCGGCGCGUGGUGGUGGUCAUCGUCAUCAUCUGGACCAUGUCCAUCGUCAUGGGUGCCAUCCCCAGCGUGGGCUGGAACUGCAUCUGCGCCAUCCGGACCUGCUCCAACAUGGCGCCCAUCUACAGCCACUCUUACCUGGUCUUCUGGGCCAUCUUCAACCUGGUCACCUUUGUGGUCAUGGUGGUUCUCUACGCGCACAUAUUCGUCUACGUGCGCCAGAGGACCAUGAGGAUGUCCCGGCACAGCUCUGGCCCGCGCCGAAACCGGGACACCAUGAUGAGCCUCCUGAAGACCGUGGUGAUCGUUCUAGGAGCUUUCAUCAUUUGCUGGACCCCCGCGCUGGUUCUGCUACUGCUGGACGUGUUCUGCGACGGCUGCAACGUGCUGGACUUCGAGAAGUUCUUCCUCCUCCUGGCCGAGUUCAACUCGGCCAUGAACCCCAUCAUCUACUCGUACCGGGACAAGGAGAUGAGCGCCACCUUCAAGCAGAUCCUGUUCUGCCAGCGGCAGGAGAACGUCAACGGCGUGGUGGCGGAGGGCUCGGACCGCUCCGUCUCCUCCAGCAACCACACCGUCCUCAGCCCGCAGCACAACAACGGCCAUUCCGUGGUGUGAAAGGUUUUCCGUUUUCGAUGUUUUUUUUUUGUUUUGUUUUUUGUUAAAUACCCAGAUGGUAUGCGAGAAAUGCGUCCCAGCUCUUUUGGGGAGCAAAAAAGGGGCAUUUCAUAAGUAAGGACUGUGUGCCUUUUUUAGUAUUUUUAUUUUUAUUUUCCGUUUGACUGGAAAUAUCUCUGAUGCUCCAUGAACUAUUUAAGAAGGACUAAUCUAUGAUGUGAAGGAUAUGGAUAUGCCAGUAUGAAUUUUCUGACUAGUAUUCUCUUUGUUACUCUAUUGUUGUUUGAGCCUUCAGUAUAUCAGCUUACCUGGACCAAUUCAGUGGAUUAAGUAGUGUGUGUAGCUUGUAUUAUUAUUAUUUUUUUUUAAAUCCCUGAAUAAAACUAAGUGUUUCAUUUGUUACGUAAGAAUAUAUAUACUGAAUACUGACUUGAAUUCAUGUUGAUUAUUUUUUUGGGGGGUAUUGCUUUGGAAAACAUACUUCUGUUUGAUUGAGCUGUAUUCUGAAUUCAGUUUGAGGGACCACUGAUUCGUGGCAGUGUCAUUGCCACCUGCUGUUUUUUAAAAACUUUUUAAACUUGCAUAACUUUCAUUUACACUUACGUUUUUUUGAAGCGUUGUUGAUGUAAUGGUAUUAAUAACAGAUCUAGUGAAGAACAGAUCAUGUAAUGUGCAUUUAUGUCCAUUCCAUAAGCAUGCAUGCGAUGGGUAUUUCCCCUUUUUUGAUAGAACUGAUACUUCUUUUUGAUACAUUCCUUAACCACCAUUAACCAUGUAUAGCACAAAAUAUAUUUCACUAUCAAAUAUAUGGAACAAAAUGUGAUUUGUCUUUAACUUGAAACAUACAAAAUUAUAAUUCUG
Anguilla anguilla (European eel) is the source of this 2434-nucleotide messenger RNA. Its product is annotated as lysophosphatidic acid receptor 1-A-like. Gene Ontology annotation, molecular function: lysophosphatidic acid receptor activity. Gene Ontology annotation, biological process: phospholipase C-activating G protein-coupled receptor signaling pathway; neurogenesis. NCBI's taxonomy places the organism in Eukaryota, Metazoa, Chordata, Actinopteri, Anguilliformes, Anguillidae. Bases 530 to 1573 code for a protein of 347 amino acids. Gene Ontology annotation, cellular component: membrane. The transcript is spliced from 3 exons. The record is from RefSeq and is a predicted model, not a curated record.